AUGAUCGCAAGAAAGAGAGCAUACAACGUGAUAAAACGACUUGCUAAAGAACCAGAGAUGCUUAAGAAAUACGGUAACAUUAUCAACGACCAAGAAAAUCGAGGUUUUAUAGAGAAGGUUGAGACCCCGGAUGAGACUACUAAUCGAGUAAACUAUAUUCCGCACCACCCAGUGAAAAAAGAUUCAUCGACUACACCGAUACGUAUAGUAUAUGAUUGCAGUUGUCGUCAAGAUACAGAAUCGCCAAGCUUAAAUGAUUGCCUUUCUUCUACACCGCCGCAGCUAAAUAAGCUAACAGAUAUACUGACAAGAUUCCGCUACGGGAAAUACGCCUUAACAACUGAUAUUGAGAAAGCAUUCCUCCAGAUUGGACUAGACGAAGAAGACCGCGAUUCCACCCGAUUUUUCUGGCUUAGAGAUCCAAGCAACCCCAAGAGUGAACUUGAGACUUACAGAUUCAAGGUAAUUUUAUUCGGAGCGACAUGUUCGCCAUUUAUUCUUAACGCUACAUUAUUGAAACAUUUAUCAACGGUUACAAGUACCACAGCUGAAAUACUCAAGCGAGAUUUGUAUGUAGACAACGUACUUACAAGUUUUAAUACGGAAGAAGCCGCCUUAAAUUUCUUUGAAAAAUCUAGAGAACUCAUGAAAAAUGCAGGAUUUUAUUUGAGAACAUGGAAAUCAAAUAGCAAUCAACUUAGCAACGAGGCUACAAAGGCAAACAUACUUGAUACAGAUAGCGAGACGAAAAUUCUUGGAAUGCGAUGGGAUGCGAAGUCAGACAUAUUGACAUUUGCGAAAUUAAAUGAAGAUCGUAAAGAUAUUGAUAAUUCACAAGCGACAAAGAGAGAAAUAUUGAGUUAA
Mytilus trossulus (common blue mussel) is the source of this 864-nucleotide messenger RNA. RefSeq lists its product as uncharacterized. The record is from RefSeq and is a predicted model, not a curated record. The coding region runs from base 1 to 864 and encodes 287 amino acids. The transcript has a single exon. Lineage: Eukaryota; Metazoa; Mollusca; Bivalvia; Mytilida; Mytilidae.